AUGAAAAUAAUACAAGUAUAUGCCCCUACAUCCGACCACAGCGAUGAAGAGAUCGAGAGCCUAUACGAAGACAUCGAAACGGCUAACCAAGAAACAAAAUGUCACUACACCUUCAUAAUGGGGGACUUCAACGCUAAGGUCGGUAAACAAAUGGAUGACUCGGAGACAGCGAUGGGAAAUUUCGGCUCGGAAGGCAGAAACGAGCGAGGACAAAUGCUAUUAGACUUCCUACACCACCACAACUUACACCUAAUGAAUACCUACUUCAAGAAGAAACCGCAAAGAAGAUGGACGUGGAUAAGCCCCGACGGAAGAACAAAAACGAGAUAG
Molecule: messenger RNA, 330 nt
Organism: Sitophilus oryzae (rice weevil)
Lineage: Eukaryota; Metazoa; Arthropoda; Insecta; Coleoptera; Curculionidae
Product: craniofacial development protein 2-like
Exons: 1
Coding region: 1-330 (109 amino acids)
Biological process (GO): chromatin remodeling
Cellular component (GO): nucleus
Molecular function (GO): catalytic activity
Source: RefSeq, a predicted model, not a curated record